GGCUGCGGCUCCUCAGUCAGCGGCGGCUGCUGCUGCCUGUGGCCCGGGCGGCUGGGAGAAGCGGAGUGUUGGUGAGUGACGCGGCGGAGGUGUAGUUUGACGCGGUGUGUUACGUGGGGGAGAGAAUAAAACUCCAGCGAGAUCCGGGCCGCGAACGAAAGCAGUGACGGAGGAGCUUGUACCACCGGUAACUAAAUGACCAUGGAAUCUGGAGCCGAGACCCAGCAGAGUGGCGAUGCAGCUGUAUCAGAAGCAGAAAACCAACAAAUGGCGGUUCAAGCCCAACCACAGAUUGCCACGUUAGCCCAGGUAUCUAUGCCAGCAGCUCAUGCAACUUCAUCUGCUCCCACGGUAACUUUAGUGCAGCUGCCCAAUGGUCAGACAGUUCAAGUCCAUGGAGUUAUUCAGGCGGCCCAGCCAUCAGUUAUUCAGUCUCCACAGGUCCAGACAGUUCAGAUUUCUACUAUUGCAGAAAGUGAAGAUUCGCAGGAGUCAGUGGAUAGUGUUACUGAUUCCCAAAAACGAAGAGAGAUUCUUUCUAGAAGGCCUUCUUACAGGAAAAUUUUGAAUGACUUAUCUUCUGAUGCACCAGGAGUGCCAAGGAUUGAAGAAGAGAAGUCUGAAGAGGAGACUUCAGCACCUGCCAUCACCACUGUAACGGUGCCAACUCCAAUUUACCAAACGAGCAGUGGACAGUAUAUUGCCAUUACCCAAGGAGGAGCGAUACAAUUGGCUAACAAUGGUACCGAUGGGGUACAGGGCCUACAAACAUUAACCAUGACCAACGCAGCUGCCACUCAGCCUGGUACUACCAUUCUACAGUAUGCACAGACCACUGAUGGACAGCAGAUCUUAGUGCCCAGUAACCAAGUUGUUGUUCAAGCUGCCUCUGGAGAUGUGCAAACAUAUCAGAUUCGCACAGCACCCACUAGCACCAUUGCCCCUGGAGUUGUUAUGGCAUCCUCCCCGGCACUUCCCACACAGCCUGCUGAAGAAGCAGCAAGAAAGAGAGAGGUUCGUCUAAUGAAGAACAGGGAAGCAGCACGAGAGUGUAGAAGAAAGAAGAAAGAAUAUGUGAAAUGUUUAGAAAACAGAGUGGCAGUGCUUGAAAACCAAAACAAGACACUGAUUGAGGAGCUAAAAGCACUUAAGGACCUUUACUGCCACAAAUCAGAUUAAUUUGGGAUUUAUUUUCACCACUAAAGGUGGAAAAAGGACUGGCUUGGCCACAACCAGUAAGACAAAAAUAAACAUUUUAUUUUCUAAACAUUUCUUUUUUCUAUGCGCAAAACUGCCUGAAAGCAACUACAGAAUUUCAUUCAUUUGUGCUUUUGCAUUAAACUGUGAAUGUUCAACACCUGCCUCCACUUCUCCCCUCAAGAAAUUUUCAGCACCAGGAAUCAUGAAGAGACUUCUGCUUUUCAACCCCCACCCUCCUGAAGAAGUAAUAAUUUGUUUACUUACAAAUUGAUGGGGAAAAAUGAAAAAACCUUCUAAAAUAUUAUUUCAAGGUUUGUGCUGAACUCUUUGAUUGCCUUAGGGACAGAAUUACCCAGCCUCUUGAGCUGAAGUAAUGCGUGGGCCACAUGCAUAAAGUAAGUAAGGUGCAAUGAAGAAGUACUGAUUGCCAAUUGACGUGUUUUUCACACUUUCAUUGUGAAUUAAGUGAAAUUGUUAAUACCCUCUAAAAAAGAAUCACUAUGGUGUUGAAGAAAUUAGGAAUGAAUUUGGAGUGUUUCUGUGUACAUUCUCUUCCUCAACUAAAAACUUGUCCUGGGUUCUUAAAAAUAUUCUGUACUAAUGACAGCUCUUCCAUAGGUCAGUUGUUGCUUCUUAGUUCUAUUCUGUAUGUGUUCACUGUUUUGAAUGCAUUAAAAGAAGUAACCAACUGAACGUACAAGCAUGAUUAUUUAAAUUUUAAAUCAAAGGACAGUAAAAGUACAAAGCUUAUGUUUUAGUUAGUACUAAAUUCUUAAUAAAAAGAUGCUUAGUAGUAAACCAACCCAUUGAAUAAUAGAACAAAGUUUUUAAAUAAAUGUUUUUGUCCUCACCUUCAAAAAUAUUUAUAUUGUCACUCAUUUACUUAAAAGGGCAUUUCUAUAAUUAUACUGUUCCCCUUUGCACUUACAUUGUACCACCACCAGGAAAGCCUUCAAGAUACUAAAUAAGCCAAAUGAUAUAUUUAUGAAAUGUUAUGGGUUGUAGAAAUAUACUAAUUAUAAGUCUUUCCCACACUAACAUACCUUAACAGAGUAUAACUCUAGUGAAAUUUUUUAAAUGAAAAAAUCUGUAAGGAGUUCUGAAGCAUACAAUGUUACAUAGGCACCAGGAAAGUCAUUUUUUUUUUCAGAUACAUUUCAUAGUUUCUGUACUGCAGUAUUUGGAUUGUCAUUCACAAAACCUUUAUUUGUAGCCUCUAAAAAGGGUAGCUAUACUUAAGCUUCUGAAUAUGCUAUAUAAAUGUCAUGGCUACCUGUUUUAAUUCCUGAAUGUAACAGUCUAUUUGUGUGUAUCAUGUAUUAUUUCCAAUACUGCAGUUAAUUAUUAAUUAUUUUAUUCACUGAGACUCAUUAGUCUAAAAGUU
Molecule: messenger RNA, 2584 nt
Organism: Orycteropus afer afer
Lineage: Eukaryota; Metazoa; Chordata; Mammalia; Tubulidentata; Orycteropodidae
Source: RefSeq, a predicted model, not a curated record